Molecule: messenger RNA, 1024 nt
Organism: Bufo bufo (common toad)
Lineage: Eukaryota; Metazoa; Chordata; Amphibia; Anura; Bufonidae
Product: deleted in malignant brain tumors 1 protein-like
Exons: 6
Coding region: 92-1024 (310 amino acids)
Cellular component (GO): cell surface
Source: RefSeq, a predicted model, not a curated record
UGAAAGUUUCUUGUGGGACUGUCCGCACAGAGGGCUUACAUCACAUGACUGUGGACACAAUGAAGAUGCUGGAGUCAUCUGCUCAGGUGAAAUGAACACUAACAUUCGAUGUGGGGGCAUUUUGAGAAAUUCAAAUGGGAACGUAUCUUUGGAUUCCGAUAUUUCCUCAGAGUCUGACUCCUGUGUUUGGUACAUCAGUGUCACAAAUAAUAAUAGAAUUCAUCUCAACUUCAGAACAUUUACAAUGAAGAAUUCCCGGUCCUGCAAUUCAUCUUCUUUGUCAAUAUAUGAUGGAACUCCUCUUGGGUCAUCUUCAAUUGGAGAUCUGUGCAGAACACGUACAAGAGAGUUCAUCUCCUCAUCGAACAGCAUCAGCAUUGUCUAUUCGCGGGCCAACAGAGAGGCAGGCUUAGAAUUUUAUGCAACAUACUAUUCUACUGAUAACGACAACCAAAAUGUCAGUCUGUCCUGCUAUUCUGAAUACAUGAAAGCUCGAAUCUCACUUAGCUAUCUUCAAGCGCUGGAAUAUUCUUCAGAUAAUAUAUUUUUGAAUGACCCGCAGUGUCGCCCUCAAGUUGUAUCAGGUUGGGCGGAGUUUCACAUACCUUAUGGGAGAUGUCUGACAGUAAAACAGGUUGAAAAUGACACAAUAACUUACACAAAUACCCUGUUCACCGGUUCAGCCGACACAAUUGUUUACAGAAAAAAACUAGGUCUAACUCUUAAAUGCCGGAUGUACCAAGAUACUGUAGUUGAAGGCAUAUACUCUGCAGAUGACAUCAUAAAGAACACGUUUAUCCAAUACGGCCUCUUUUCUGCUAACUUGACAUUCUUCCAGUCCUGGAAUUACAUAUAUCCAGUGAAUCAGUAUCCAUACUAUGUGGCUCUUAAUCAGCAUUUAUACCUGCAAGCAGCUUUACUCACAUCUGAACCUGACCUGGUCGUAUUUCUAGAUACUUGUGUGGCAUCCCCUGAUGAAUUUGACUUCACAAGAAAUGUUUAUUAUAUCGUUCACAACGGGUAA